GAACCCUCCCAACUAGGCAUUUUUUAGAGAAGCGUGGUUCUCUCCUGUGGGUGAAUACAGCUGAGAGGAUCAGCCCUCUCAUGGAAUUCGGCGGGAGUCAGGCUCUAAUCACCAUCCUUGCUUUGAUUGUAGGAGGACUGGUUUGGAGACAAUUGACGAAAUGGAAGAGGAGGGACUCGGAAUCAACCUCAAGAACGGACCAUGGGCCUGGAAAAGAGAACCGGUCGUCAAGGAGGGACUCAGAGUCAACCUCAAGAGCCGAUGAUGCAUCUCGCGAAGAGUACGAUGUGUUCCUAAGUUUCCGAGGACCGGAUACACGCAAUGGAUUCACCAGUUGUCUUUACCAUCGCUUGAGAGAUGCGGGAAUCCGCGUUUUCUCCGACAACGAAGAACUCCGAGUAGGUAAAGAAAUUGGUGGAGAGCUUUUGAAUGCGCUUGACAAGUCUCGAAUCUACAUACCUAUCUUCUCUACGGGUUAUGCUAACAGUUCGUGGUGUCUCCGUGAGGUUGCGCACAUGGUGGAAUGCACCUCACCAUCAGGUGAGAAGAAAGAGAUACUUCCCAUCUUCUACGAUGUGGAUUCUGACGAUGUCAAGCUCAAAACCAAGUUAUAUAGAAAAGCCAUGCCCAAGCACGAGAAGAAGUUUGGCUCCGAGGAAUUGAAGCGCUGGGAAAAUGCCCUUGUUGAGGUUGCACGUAUAAAGGGAUGGGAUCUUAAAGGCAAAGGCCAAGGAGAACAAAUCGAAUUGAUUGUUGAAGAGGUUUCCCAUAAACUUAAGACAAGACAAAUAAUUGUGACCGAACAUUUGGUUGAAGAUACUGAUCAGAUCGAAGCCAUAAUGAAGUUGUUAGAUGUUGGGUCUGGUGGCGUGCGUUUUGUCGGUAUCCAUGGCAUGGGUGGUGUUGGAAAAACAACUCUUACCAAAGUAAUGUUCAACAAACUAUCUCUUCACUUUGAGCGUUGUAGUUUUCUUGCAGAUGUUCGAACAUUAUCACAACCUCAUGAUGGACUUAUAGAAUUGCAGAAAAAGCUCUUAUCAGAUUUGGUCGGCCAUGGGAUUGCUAACCAAAUUAAAGAUGUUGAUGGUGGGAUCAAGAUGAUAAAAAAAGCAUUGAGUAAUAAAGAAGUACUCAUUAUUCUUGAUGAUCUAGACAAGAAAGAGCAGCUCGAAAAACUCGCAGCCGGAAAAUCUGAUUGGUUUUGUUCUGGUAGCAGGAUCAUUAUCACAACUAGGGAUGAAAGCAUCCUGAUGACUCAAGUGAGCUUAUCCAGUAAAGUUGUCCUAAACCAACCUGAAGGAAUUUUGCGUUAUGAAGUUCGUGGAAUGAGAUUUGAUUUAGCACUUCAUCUAUUCUAUAAGCAUGCAUUUAGAAGUGACUCUGCUGUAGAAGGAUAUGAUGCUCUUUCAAGAGAAAUUGUUCGUACAGUGGGCAUGCUUCCUUUGGCUGUCGUGGUGAUAGGGUCCAACCUUUUCGACUGGGGAAAAGAUUUGGGGCAUUUGGAUAAAAGAGAAGUGUGGGACGAAACGCUGAGGAAGUUAAAAGAAGGUCCUUUUGAGGAUGUUCGAGAUACGUUAAUGAUAAGUUAUGAACGAUUAGAGGAUAAGCACCAAGAGGUAUUUUUGGAUAUAGCCUGCUUUUUCAUCAAUACCGACAAAACAUACCCGGUUAUCAUGUGGAAAGAUUGUGGGUACUUUCCCAGCAUUGCAAUGAGGGUUCUCUCUCAAAGGUCCUUGAUCAAGAUUAGAGAUGACAACAGGUUUUGGAUGCACGACCAAGUUCGAGAUUUUGGAAGGUACAUUGUUCUUCGAGUAUAUCCUCGCAAGUUUUGUAGGGUGUGGAUUUGUGAGGAUGCCCUGAAACUACUGGAGCGAAGAAAGAGAAAUGAAGAUGUGGUAGCACUAAGCCUGACUUCCGAUGGCUGCAGCGACGGCAUUGCAUCUGAAGAACUAGCUGCUCUACCAAACCUAAGGUUCCUUCAAGUGAAAGGCAUUGAUAUGCUUGGCAACUUCGGCAAUCUUCUUUCAGAGUUAAGAUGGCUUUCUUGGGAAAUUAAGCAAAAUGAAUUUUACGCGGGGAGUUUUCAUUUUGCUAAUUUGGUUGUGCUAAACCUUUCAAGAAGCGACAUCGAAGAUGACUGGGGUGGGUGGAGCCAAAUCCAGCUAAACACAUUUGGAAAGAAAGAAGAGGAAGCUCUAGAAUCACAUGACAGCCCAGUAAAUGAUAGAACGAGUGGCAUAUCAUUGUUGUUCUAUGACAAAAAAUUAAAAGUUCUGGAUUUAACAGAUUGCCCAAAGUUGAGGAGGACACCUAACUUCUCUAAUUUCACAUCUUUGGAGACGUUAACACUUGCUCGGUGUUCCAACUUAAUCACUAUUCACCCCUCCAUUUCUAAACUUCAACUCCUAGAGACUUUGAAUAUCAAAGGGUGUAGUUCUCUUGGGGAGUUGCCUGAAGAAGUCGGUUCCCUACAAUCAUUAAAGCAAAUCGUCAUGCCCCAAAAUUUUCGACUCUCGAAGCUUCCAGAGAGAUUUGGGAAUUUGAAAUCUUUGUCGAGUUUUAAAUUAAAUGAGCAUCCUAAAAUCCGUCAACUCCCGGACUCAUUUGGAGGGAUGGUGAGUCUUACAUGCUUAACUUUACACGGGUGCGUGGGGAUAAAGGAACUUCCAAGCUCAAUUGGGGAGCUAAAAACGUUGAUAGAGUUGGAUGUAUCAGCGACAGGCUUAGUUCAACUACCUAAUUCUAUCGGAAACUUAAAGAAACUAAGGGUGUUGAUUUUACGUGGAACUAAGAUAAAGGAGUUUCCUUGUACAAUUGGAGGACUGGAGAUGCUUGAAGGUUUAUAUGCCGAGCGAUCUUGGGAUCCGACAGAUAAAAACUUGGAGGAAAUUGGGAAGCUAAUCCAUUUGAAGACAUUGAACUUAGCAUUUACUAGUGUUUCUAGAUUGCCUCAGGAGAUAAGUCGUCUCCAUCUCCAAAAGUUUGAAGUGGGUUCGAUUGAGCUUCAACAAGUGCCGGAUCUUCCAUCAAGUUUGAAAUUCCUGGCGGUUCAAGCUCCGGACUUCUCUCUUGUCCCUCACCCCUCAAGCAUCAUUGAUUUAGAACAUCUGGAAUUACAAAGAUUCAGCAAUUCGACAAAUAUACCUCGCUCUACUUGGCGGGACUAUCAGUCCAAACUUGAAGCAACUUCGAUGAGAGAACAACCAUCCUAUCGGCUUCCAUCUCAUUUGUCGACCUUGAAACUCGGGGGUAUUAUUCCAUCGCCACAAUUUUCCAACUUGUUAAAUUUGACAGUUCUGCAUGUAAUUGACUGUGCAAUAUCACACUUACCUGUCAAUCUAGGCCUAACACAUCCGAGGGAACUGGUCAUACGUAGAUGUAAAUCCCUUGAGAAAAUACCUGGUCUAUCACUCUUAAGGUGUUUGGAGCGCUUGGAACCGAAGGGCUUGAAUAAGCUAAUUGAGAUUCAAGGUUUAUCGGAAUUGGAAUCUUUGCAGUACCUCCUUCUUUCCAAUUGUGGUUUAAUAGGGCAGUUACCCAACUUGGCUAAGUUGGGUAAGCUACAACAUCUAGAGCUAGAAGCGUGUCCAAAUUUAAGAGCCAUUGAGGGCAUCGAGGGCUUAGAAAGCUGGGUGUUGGAUAAUCGUGGCCGCACUAUCCUAGAAAGAUUAUUGGAUGUCUCGAGAUCGAUUUGGCUUUCCCACAGAUUACCAAUGUACGAUGUGUUCCUAUGUUUUAAGGGACUAGACAUUCGUCUCGGCAUUGUCAAUUUCCUUCACUAUUGGAUGUUACAAGAUCGAGUUUCUGUUUAUAGUGAUCAGGAUGAUUUGAGGUCAAACGAAGGGAUUGGGGAAGAGAUUCUACAGGCACUUGGUAACUCCAAUAUUUACAUACCCAUCUUUUCUAGAAACUAUGCUUCUAGUCAUUGUUGUCUCUGCGAGCUUGCCCACAUGACAAAACGCACAUCAGAAUCAAAGGGGAAAAGAAGAAUCCUCCCCAUGUUCUACGAUGUGGAGAUUGAUGACGUUAAGCUCAAAACUGAUUUAUAUAAAAGCGACCUGGACAAGCACCGGACGAACUUCGACAACAACGAAGUGAAGUCAUGGGAAGAGGCCCUAAUUCAGGUUGCAGCAAUGAAGGGUUUCGUCUUGAAAAAUACCAGCUAUGAAGAAGUCCUUCAAUCCAUUAUUGCAGAGGUUUUUAGAGCAAGGAAAUUGUUAAACGCUGACUCCUGAAGCUUUCUUUUGGUUAACGUAAGGAAAUUUUCCCCAACUGCAUUCUGUUCCUAUGUCAUUCUUGCCACUUUGGCUUAAGAGAUAUUAUUGUUAAGUUUAUCCCACAUCGGUUGUGCAAGGAGUUGGUGGUCGGUUUAUAAGUAUGAGGGAAAAUAUCAUCCUUUUAGCUAACUGUUGGUACGAGAGAGCCCAAGAUCACUC
Molecule: messenger RNA, 4436 nt
Organism: Rhodamnia argentea
Lineage: Eukaryota; Viridiplantae; Streptophyta; Magnoliopsida; Myrtales; Myrtaceae
Product: disease resistance protein L6-like
Exons: 7
Coding region: 81-4235 (1384 amino acids)
Biological process (GO): signal transduction; defense response
Molecular function (GO): ADP binding
Source: RefSeq, a predicted model, not a curated record